AUGCCUGGACCUGUCGUUGCAAAUGGCGCCACUCACACUCCCGACAUUGCAAUCGUAGGCGGCGGACCCGCAGGUCUGUCGCUUGCGGCAAUCUGCGAGAAGAACGGCAUCUCCUACAUCGUCUACGAGCGCGGCGCGAAAGAUGCCCCUCCUCGCGGUGGGUGCCUGGAUCUGCACCCCAACGGCGGCCAAAUCGCACUGAAGGACGCGGGCGACGAGAUCUACAAGAAGUGGAGGUCACUUGCUCGAGGAGGGGAGGCAUCCAAGCACAAAGUCUUCGACAUGCAGCUGAACCACGUCUUUGAUUUCUCCGAUGAGGGAGACUCGCCCGAGGCGGAGAGAUACGAUCUGCAACAGACGCUGAUGAUGGGCAUUCCGGACGGGAAAAUCCAUUUCCAUAAAAAGCUCGAGACUGCAGAGAGGGAUGGCGAGGGCAAGAUUGUGCUUAAAUUCUCCGAUGGAGAGAUCGCCACCGGAUUCAAGCUCGUCGUCGGAGCAGAUGGUCCAUUCUCCAAGAUACGGCCACUCCUCACGCCAAUGCCCGUGGAAUACUGGGGCCUCGUCUUCAUGACCGGCCACAUCCGGCAGUCCAAUCCAUUCUUUCCGACGCUCCACGCCAAAGCAAGCGAAGGACCCAUGAUAACAAUGGCACCGAAAACCAUGAUCUGGUGCCAGCGGCAAGGAACCGGCGACUAUCGCAUCGAGUGGGGAAUCCUGGCAGACCCGGAGAUCGGCAAGACCCUCCCACUGGACGACAACGACGCAAUGAUCGAAUUCCUCCUGCAAGACAAGUACUUCGGAAAACACCACCCUUUCAUUCACGACAUGUUGCGGAACAACGAUGGAGGUUUCCGAGACUGGCCUCUGUUGCAAGCACCGCCGGAGGCUCUGAACUGGGAGCCGCAUGACGACGUUACGUUGAUCGGAGAUGCCUGUCACGCCACGACACCCUUCAUUGGCGAGGGGGCCAAUCGCGCCAUGAAGGAUGCGGCCAUGCUGGCGCGCGCCGUGCGGAAGCAUGGAAUCAACAAGACCGCCAUCGCAGAGUACGAGGCCGAGAUGUUCCCCGCUGCAGCCGACAUGAUCAGAUGGAGCGACAAAUCCGGCCGACAGAUCUUCCAAGACGACAGUCCCAAGUCAUGGGUGCAGUUCAACGUAGAAGCUAGAGGAGGAGGAGGAGGAGGAGGGGAAGACAGUCGUCCGCAUGGAUGA
Lecanosticta acicola is the source of this 1212-nucleotide messenger RNA. NCBI's taxonomy places the organism in Eukaryota, Fungi, Ascomycota, Dothideomycetes, Mycosphaerellales, Mycosphaerellaceae. The record is from the annotation of a GenBank genome assembly.